Molecule: messenger RNA, 1878 nt
Organism: Charadrius vociferus (killdeer)
Lineage: Eukaryota; Metazoa; Chordata; Aves; Charadriiformes; Charadriidae
Gene: COL9A2
Product: collagen, type IX, alpha 2
Exons: 29
Source: RefSeq, a predicted model, not a curated record
UGCCUCUGCCUGGCCCAGAUUCGAGGGCCACCGGGAGAGCCCGGCCCGCGAGGGCCCCCCGGUCCCCCAGGAGUGCCGGGAGCGGAUGGCAUUGAUGGUGACAAAGGCUCUGCCGGAGCCCCUGGGUCCCCGGGUACCAAGGGUGAGCCCGGAGCCCCUGGUCCAGACGGGCCCCCAGGGAAGCCGGGCAUCGACGGCCCUUCUCUGCCAGGACCCCCCGGGCUCCCGGGGCAGGUUGGGCUCCCCGGAGAGAUCGGAGCGCUGGGACCCAAGGGUGACCCUGGACCCGACGGCCCGCGGGGUCCCCCAGGCCCCCCAGGGAAACCCGGCCCCCCAGGACACAUCCAAGGAGUGGAAGGCAGCGCUGAUUUCUUGUGCCCCACCAGCUGCCCGCCAGGUCCCAAGGGCCCCCAGGGACUGCAGGGACUGAAGGGACACAGAGGCCGUCCCGGCGCGCUCGGGGAGCCGGGCAGGCAGGGCAGGCAGGGCCCCAAGGGUGACGUUGGUGUCUCCGGAGAACAAGGUGUCCCAGGCCCUCCGGGACCGCAGGGCCUGAGGGGUUACCCCGGGAUGGCGGGACCCAAGGGCGAGACGGGUCCUGCUGGUUACAAGGGGAUGGUCGGGACUAUCGGAGCAGCCGGCCGGCCGGGCAGGGAAGGUCCCAAGGGACCGCCUGGGGACCCCGGUGAGAAGGGAGAUCUGGGCGGCCGUGGCAUCAGGGGACCCCAAGGAGACAUUGGCCCCAAGGGGGAGAACGGUCUCCCAGGCAUCGAUGGCAAAGACGGCACCCCGGGAAUCCCAGGCGUGAAGGGCGGUGUGGGACAGGCCGGCCACCCAGGAACGCCGGGACACCGGGGACAGGCUGGCUUGCCGGGCCAGCCGGGAAGCAAAGGGCGACCGGGGCGAGCGCGGCCUCGUGGGCCCCCCCGGCGAGCAGGGCAAAGCGGUGAGUGGUACCCACAGCCCGGCUGGGGGAUGGGCUUCACCUUGGGGCCAAAGGGCGAGCAGGGUCCACCGGGGAUCCCAGGACCCCAAGGCUUGCCGGGAGUCAAAGGAGACAAGGGCUCCCCGGGGAAAACCGGCCCCAAAGGCAGUACUGGAGACCCGGGCGUUCACGGCCUCGCAGGGCUGAAGGGAGAGAAGGGUGAAUCGGGUGAGCCGGGGCCGAAGGGACAGCAAGGCAUCCAGGGCGAGCUUGGCUUCCCGGGCCCCUCGGGCGAUGCAGGCGCACCCGGUGUGCGAGGUUACCCGGGACCCCCCGGCCCGCGAGGACUCGUCGGGGAGCGCGGUGUGCCGGGGAUGCCUGGCCAGCGGGGCAUAGCGGGCCGGGACGCCGGGGACCAGCACAUCGUCGACGUGGUCCUGAAGAUGCUGCAAGAGCAGCUGGCGGAGGUAGCGGUCAGUGCCAAGAGAGCAGCCCUGGGUGGAGUAGGUGCCAUGGGACCCCCAGGACCCCCCGGUCCCCCAGGGCCACCCGGUGAGCAGGGUCCACAUGGACCCAUGGGACCUCGAGGUGUCCCCGGCAUCCUGGGUGCUGCCGGGCAGAUCGGCAACAUAGGACCUAAAGGGAAGCGAGGCGAGAAGGGCGAGCGGGGAGAAGCUGGCCGAGGCCACCCGGGCAUGCCGGGUCCCCCGGGGAUCCCAGGUCUCCCCGGCAUCCCCGGCCACGCGCUCGAUGGCAAAGCCGGGGAGCGGGGUCUGCCGGCAUCUCACACCUACUUGGCUAAUGAGGACACGGCGCUGCCCGGGCUGCCGGAAGGAUCCCCGGGGACCGCGCUGCUCACGGCCGAAGCGCCGCCUUUUGCCCGGCAGCAGGCGAAGCCAGACCUGCCCCGAGCCCUUAUUGUCACCCCCCACCGUGGGAUUUUCGUGGGCUGA